Molecule: messenger RNA, 2865 nt
Organism: Toxotes jaculatrix (banded archerfish)
Lineage: Eukaryota; Metazoa; Chordata; Actinopteri; Toxotidae
Gene: rab42a
Product: RAB42, member RAS oncogene family a
Exons: 2
Coding region: 37-693 (218 amino acids)
Biological process (GO): Rab protein signal transduction
Cellular component (GO): Golgi membrane
Molecular function (GO): GTPase activity; GTP binding
Source: RefSeq, a predicted model, not a curated record
CACACUCCGCUGGUAUCCCCCCCUUCUAGUCAUGCCAUGGAUAUUUUGUGGCAAUACCAGUUCAGAAUCAUUUUACUCGGGGAUUCGACAGUGGGGAAGUCGUCGCUGCUGAAGCGCUUCACGGACGGUAUUUACAGCGAUGUGGCGGAUCCGACGGUCGGGGUUGAUUUUUAUGCCCGCUCGCUUGAAAUCGACAGCGGGGUGAAAAUAAAGCUCCAGCUCUGGGACACGGCCGGUCAGGAACGAUUCAGGUCCAUCACAACAUCAUAUUACCGUAACUCAGUGGGCGGCCUACUAGUUUUUGAUCUCACCAAUCGUAAAACCUUUGACCAUGUGAGGGAGUGGCACAAGGAGGUGAGUGAGCACAUCCUGCCUCACCACAUGGUCUACAUCCUCAUCGGCCACAAGAGCGACCUGAACAAGGACCGCAAGGUGUCCCGAGAUGAAGCAGAGCAGCUGGCGGCAGAGCUGGGCAUCCGCUACGUGGAGACAUCGGCCAAGUGCAACAGCAACGUAGACCGGGCCUUUGAGCUGCUGACCAGAGACAUCUACGAGCUGAUGAAGAUGGGGGAGAUCGUCACCCGCGACGGCUGGGAUGGCGUGAAGAGCGGUCUCACUGCCAAGGUCCUCUACCCGGCCCAGAACGAAGAGGAACUACCUACCACGACCACUGAAAAAGGCUGCCACUGCUGACUGAGAACUCUCUGUGUCCAAACACCGUCCUGUCACACCAAGAGCUUUCCUCGUCUCACAGCCGUCACUCAGGCUCAGCACCCUGUGGUAUCAUCAUCCAUCUCUUCUUCACCUUGUGGUUUGUGCCCUCUCUGUGUGUGGGACAACUGGGAUUCGUUUCAAACAGGGGGCUAGUGAACAUCCUGAUGUGUAUCUUAUAAACAAGUUGUAUCUCUAAAACAUAUAUGCUGUAGCAUGAGCUGAGCUUUUUUUGGCCUUGUUUGGUUAAAAAAAAACACAGAAAGCGUGCAGAGGUGAUCAGGUCUCGGGACUAUGAGUGUAGCUAAUACUCCUUUUCAUAGCACUGGAGAUAAUGUACUGAGGAUACUGAAGGUACAGAUAAAUCCAUGGACUAUGGCAUACUGUGGUCUGGCAUCACUCCCAUUUCAUAUGAUACUGUAGUGGGUUUCCACCUGUCAAAGUUUGUGCAAUGCUUUGCCUGCAAUCCUAUGUGACUGUAAUAUUGUAAAUAAUAGUAAACUCUAUAGAGAUGAAAGCUUAUAGGUCACUAAAAGCUAUUUACUUGAUAGUGUGAACAAACACAGUGCACUCUCCAAUAAGUGUCACCAUUUGAAAUCAGUGUGCUCCUUCUGCUACUGUAAGCUGUAUGUGCACUUACGCCAAACUGACUUAAAUCUUUGAUCAUUCUGUGAACACAUGAGUGAAGUUUUUGUAAAAAAAAAAGAAAAUAGAGAUUAUGUCAAGUUAAGGUGUAUACAUAAAGAUAGGCCAUUGUAAUUAGAGUAGGUGGUUCUGUUUAGGUAUUUGUUUUAUAUAAAGCAUCAACAGGAGCAAGACUUCAAGUAUGUCAGAGAGUCAUCUCUCAGUCAUCAGACCUUUAAUUAUGUUGUUAGCAGUAGUAAAUAUGUGUUUAAUUAGGAACAAAAGUGAGUUUCAGUUUCACAUACAGUUGUUAAAGCAAACAAUUACAAUUUUUAUUCAAAGCUCAAUCCACAAAAACAAUAUUACAUUCAGGCCUGAGGUGGUGAUGAAUGCCAACUUAUUAAGUCAACUAGCAUAGAAGGAUGUGUUGCUUACUCUGUGUUGUGCUCCAGAGGUGUCAGAAAGUAGGAAAUGUGGGUUCAAGACUGGAAGAAAGUCUGGGCAAGAUUUGCAGAACCUUAGGAUGCCACAUUAACAUGGCACUGCAAAAACUAAUUGGAAUUCAUUUCAAAAUAUCUGGGAGCUCAGCAGUCUAGUAAACCAUGUGAAACCACAGCACCCCGAUUGGGUUUUGGCAAGGGACCUUUGUCACAUGUUGUUGCCCCUUUCACCCUGCUUGGCAGGGCCUUAAAGGAAUAGUUCAGCAUUUGGGGAAAUAAGCUUUUUAACUUUUUUUUCUGAAAGUUAGGUUAUAAAAUUGAUGUUUGUCUCAUGUUUGCAUGUUAAGUAGGGAACUAGAGCCGGAAGGCAAUUAGCGUAGCUUCACAUAAAGUAGGGGUAAACAGCUAGCAUGGCUAUCUGCAGCCAGAAGAAGAGCCAGCCUCAGUAACUAUCUGGUGUCUUGUCAGUGACGCCUGAGUGAGAUGGUGGUAAAAUUGUGCCUUUAAAGACAUUAAAGCCUGUGCUCACAGAUUAUAUCUGACAUCCUGUGCUAAUCAGAUGCUUGAUGGAAGUGACUAAACUGUUGUUUGCUAAGAAAUACUUACAUCACAUAACUAUGCCUAAAAAAAAAAAACAAAUUCAGUUGUAUAAUUCAAUUUGAGUACAAAUUAAAGAAAUGAGAUACAGCUGUGAUCUUUAGUAAGGUGUUUGUAAAUGCUUUUCAUUUCCCUUUGUACUGAGCCAGGCUAGCUGUUUCCCCUUACAUACUGUCAGCUAGGCUAAUCUCCUAGCUUUGCUCUGUGCUUGGUGUACAGACAUAAGACUGGUUUCCAUCUCAUCAGCUAAACCUCAGAAUGAAAGCUGAUGAGUGUAUUUCCCAAAACGUAGAGCUAUUUUUUUAAGAUAUCAAAGUGCUUCUUCUCAAGUGCUGUCUAAGUGAUGGAAGUGAUUACAGUACAUCAGCUGAUGUUCAAGGAUAGGGUGAUUUUCAUUCACCUAAAUACAAAUCUCAAGUUUAAAGCUGCUGUUUAAGUUGCUGAAAGCCUUUUGUUUAGGUAAUGUGGACAUACCAUUGACAAAACCUUAGUU